CUUACUCACUCUUUCUUUUACUCUCUUUCUCUGAUCAGUUCAUGAUUCCGUCUUUACUGGAAUGGCGGGCACCAGAAUCACAAACAUGCAGAAUAUGGCAAAGCAGCCUCCUCUGGUCCUGCCUCACACAGGAGGAGCAGUCCAAAUGCGGAUUAAGAGUUCUACUACCAACACAGGAGAGAGACUGAGUCAGACAAAAUCCAUGGUCAUCCCAGAUGCAGACGCACCGCAGAAACCUAUCUCCCGUCAUCGAAGGAACCAGUCCCAGCACAAUAUGGCUGGUCCCUUAGUGCCUGAUCCAAUGGUGCUGAAGGGAGAAUAUCUGAACAAAGCCAAAGUUGCAGAAGGAGGCAAGAAACAAAGGAAAAACUGGACAUCAACCUGGGUUGUCCUUGGAUCUGACCAAUUGCUGUUUUACAAAGAAAGCAAACAAGAAGCUGGGAAACCUGGAUUCAAACCGGAAAAAGUGGAUCUCUGUGGAGCUGUUGUAGACUGGACGACAGAGAAGUCCAGUCGCAAGAAUGUGUUUCAGAUAACUACGAGCUGUGGGGAUGAGAUCCUCUUACAGUCCGACAAUUACUCCACAAUCUGCAAAUGGCAUGAUGCUAUCAAAAAAACAGCAAAUGCAUUGUCCGGUGGAGCAGGCAGGUCAAACCUACAGAGAUCAAACAGCACAGAGUUCCUGCCCAGACGAGCCUCUGAUUCACCCAAACCCAAAGAGCCCAAACCUGAGAACAGACGGUCAAUAAUGUUCAAAUUGAACUACAGUGCAUCAGACAGUGCAGAUAAGAACGGGGUUAAGAACAGACUUAAGAAGUUCAUCUCCAGACGGCCAUCCAUGAAGACUUUACAGGAGAAAGGUCUCAUCAAAGAUCGAGUUUUUGGAUGUCACAUACAGACCCUAUGUGAACGUGAGGGAACCACCGUACCCAAAUUUGUCCGACAAUGUGUAGAGGAAGUGGAGAAACGAGGCCUGGAGGCAGAUGGCAUAUACAGAGUCAGUGGUAAUUUGGCCACCAUUCAGAAGCUUCGGUUCCUAGUUGACCAAGAGGAGGAGCUGAACUUGGAGGACAGCCAGUGGGAGGACAUUCAUGUCAUCACCGGGGCUCUGAAGAUGUUUUUCCGGGAGCUGCCAGAACCACUGUUCCCCUUCCGCUUUUUUGAGCAUUUUGUGGAGGCAAUAAAAACUAAAGACCAAAAGCAGAAGGUUCAAGCUAUGAAGAAGUUAGUUCAUCAGCUGCCCAAACCUAAUCAUCACACCAUGAAACUGCUAUUUUGGCACUUGCAAAAAAUCCUAAGUCGAUCAUCAAAGAAUCUCAUGUCGACACAAGGCAUUGGCAUUGUCUUUGGGCCAACUCUCUUGUGGCCAGAAAUGGAUUCUGGGAAUAUGGCUGUCAACAUGGUGUACCAGAACCAAAUAGUGGAGUUCAUUCUCAUUGAAUGUCUGGAGAUCUUUGGACCAGAGAGCAAGUAA
Molecule: messenger RNA, 1474 nt
Organism: Chanos chanos (milkfish)
Lineage: Eukaryota; Metazoa; Chordata; Actinopteri; Gonorynchiformes; Chanidae
Gene: arhgap15
Product: Rho GTPase activating protein 15
Exons: 14
Coding region: 62-1474 (470 amino acids)
Biological process (GO): regulation of GTPase activity; signal transduction
Cellular component (GO): cytoplasm
Source: RefSeq, a predicted model, not a curated record